Nycticebus coucang (slow loris) is the source of this 2779-nucleotide messenger RNA. Its product is annotated as rap1 GTPase-activating protein 2-like. Gene Ontology annotation, cellular component: plasma membrane; cytoplasm. The coding region runs from base 1 to 1404 and encodes 467 amino acids. Gene Ontology annotation, biological process: activation of GTPase activity; regulation of small GTPase mediated signal transduction. Gene Ontology annotation, molecular function: GTPase activator activity. The transcript has 15 exons. NCBI's taxonomy places the organism in Eukaryota, Metazoa, Chordata, Mammalia, Primates, Lorisidae. The record is from RefSeq and is a predicted model, not a curated record.
AUGAUCAAGACCCUAGAGGAGGAGCUGUUUGGGAACAAUGAGGAGAGUCCAGCUUUCAAGGAGUUCUUAGACCUGUUGGGGGACACGAUCACACUGCAGGACUUCAAAAGUUGCCGAGGAGGCCUGGAUGUGACCCAUGGACAGACAGGGGUGGAAUCAGUGUACACUACAUUCCGGGACAGGGAGAUCAUGUUUCACGUCUCCACAAAGCUGCCAUUUACUGAGGGAGACGCCCAGCAGCUCCAGAGAAAGAGACACAUUGGAAAUGACAUUGUGGCCAUCAUUUUUCAAGAAGAUAAUACACCAUUUGUCCCAGAUAUGAUUGCCUCCAAUUUCUUACAUGCCUACAUUGUUGUGCAGGUUGAGACCUCGGGCGCAGAGACCCCAUCCUACAAGGUCUCUGUCACCGCGCGGGAAGAUGUGCCUGCCUUUGGCCCGCCUCUGCCCAGCCCCCCUGUUUUCCAGAAGGGCCCGGAGUUCAGGGAGUUUCUGCUCACCAAGCUCACCAAUGCAGAGAAUGCUUGCUGCAAAUCGGACAAGUUUGCGAAGCUGGAGGACCGGACAAGGGCUGCCCUCCUGGACAACCUUCAUGAUGAGCUGCACGCCCACACACAGGCCAUGUUAGGACUGGGCCCAGAGGAGGACAAGUUUGAGAAUGGGGGCCACGGGGGAUUCCUGGAGUCUUUCAAGAGGGCUAUCCGUGUGCGCAGCCACUCCAUGGAGACCAUGGUGGGCAGCCAGAAGAAAUCACAUGGUGGGGCCAUCCCUGGCAGUCUCAGCGGGGGCAUCUCUCACAACAGUGUGGAGGUCACCAAAACUACCUUCUCGCCUCCGGUGGCAGUGGCAACAGCGAAGAACCAGUCACGGAGCCCCAUCAAGCGGCGGUCAGGGCUCUUUCCCCGUCUACAUACGGGCUCUGAAGGCCAGGGGGACAGCCGGACGCGAUGUGACAGCACAUCCAGUACCCCCAAGACCCCAGAUGAAGGACACUCUUCUCAGGAGAUAAAGUCUGAGACUUCAUCCAACCCCAGCUCUCCUGAAAUCUGCCCCAACAAAGAGAAGCCCUUCAUAAAGUUGAAGGAGAACGGCCGAGCCAAUAUCUCCCGCUCCUCCUCCAGCACCAGCAGCUUCAGCAGCACUGCAGGGGAGGGCGAGGCCACAGAGGAGGGUGACAGUGGGAUAGGUUUGCCUAGCAGCCAGCCAUCUACAACCUCACCCUUCAAGCAGGAGGUGUUUGUCUACAGCCCGUCCCCGAGCAGCGAGAGCCCCAGCCUGGGGGCAGUGGCCACGCCUGUCAUCAUGAGCCGGAGUCCCACGGAUGCCAAAGGCAGAAACUCCCCAAGAUCAAACCUGAAAUUCCACUUCGAUAAGCUCAGCCAUGCCAGCUCUGGUGCGGGUCACUAAUGUGAAGAAGGAGUUCUUCGCCUGUCUGAGGGAUGCCCCGAUUCUGUCCUGGAGAAGGCUCCUAGUCUGGCAGUUUGGGGGUGCCAUCCACUACUCUGACCAUGGCAGGCCUAUUCCCCACUGGCCAUCUGCCCACUAGGUCUGCUGUCCCAGUAUCCCAAACCGGCUAUGGCCCUGCCCGCUCCUCACCAGCACACCCUGCAGCACCUCCCUAUGUCUGGACAAGGCCUCACUCCUUGAGGUGCCCCUGCUCCUGACCUCCUGAUGUGACAUAUGUCUGGGUGAUUUGUCAUCUUGUUUAGUCUGCAGAGGAAAAGAGCGCUGGGCCAUGGAGAAUCUGGGUCCUUGGGGCUUAGCCAGAGAGUGGGGAGCUGGUCUGCCUCUGACACAAAGAGUGGGGAGAUGGGGCUCAGAGGCCAACAGCGGGACAGGGUGCCCUGGUGAGUAGCUGGCAGAGGUGGGCCCUGUCUGUCCUUGGUCACAGUGUGGCGCCUUCCCAGACACAGCAGGCAGGAGGCUUUACUGGCUCCAGUGCAUUCUAUAGUGGUAGAGGGGCCACUUUCCAGGAACCAAGAUUCGUAUCAUUCCUAAGCCUGUCCUGAUAAAAAUUGGCUCUGUUGCUCUCAUGUCUCUGGAGCUCUAAAACAUUUUCCUGCUUCUGUGCUAAGAACUUCUCACCCAUCUGCUGAUAUAGGCCUAGGACCGCCUCCAUCCCUGUUGCUAGUGCACUGUGAGCAGGGUCAGGCUGCUGAAGCUUGGAGACAGAGCUGGUGUGUCUGGGAUGGGGCACUACGUGUGUCCUUAACUGUGGUCAGAACUCUUUGUCCCAUCUAAUUUCAGCAAGGCUCCUGCUUGUCCUUGCUGUGGGAGAAGCCCCAUGGCAAUCUCUCUCCUUUAGGCAGAUGCUUUUUCCAUAAAGGUGCAAGAUUCUAGGAGCAAGAAGGAAUUCAGGGAGAGCAAAUAAGCUGGGGAAAACCUCCGGGCCUGAGGCUUGGGCUGCGGUCUGAGUCUCUACUGGUUGUGGAGGUUCAAGGGAGGCAUAAAUAGUUUAACUUACCACUUAAGAGAGGGGCUGAGGGGAGGUAAGGGAUGACUUGGGUUCUGAUAGGCCAAGAACAUACAGUCCCUUAGCAACUUAAUGUUCCUCACAUCUGUGUGGGUUCAGUGCUAGCUCGGGGGGUGGGGGUGGGAGAUCUUUCUAGCUGCCAUGCCCCUUGGCUGUGUCUAGGGCACAAUCUCUCAAUCCUCUUCUUUCCCUCUGCAACUGUGGCUCUGUAGGCACUUGUCACCUCUGUGGGAUUCCUGCAACCUGGGUCCCAUCUGAGUAUGGUUCAGAGGUCAAGUGCCCUCAGCUAGAGUGCCCUUCAGGGUGAGC